Fibroporia radiculosa is the source of this 2106-nucleotide messenger RNA. RefSeq lists its product as uncharacterized. Gene Ontology annotation, biological process: nucleotide-excision repair; base-excision repair, AP site formation; base-excision repair. Bases 1 to 2106 code for a protein of 701 amino acids. Gene Ontology annotation, cellular component: nucleus. The record is from RefSeq and is a predicted model, not a curated record. Lineage: Eukaryota; Fungi; Basidiomycota; Agaricomycetes; Polyporales; Fibroporiaceae. Gene Ontology annotation, molecular function: DNA binding; DNA-(apurinic or apyrimidinic site) endonuclease activity; oxidized pyrimidine nucleobase lesion DNA N-glycosylase activity. The transcript has 11 exons.
AUGUCCGUUCGGAAACGCAGCCAGUCGCCUGUACUCAUAGGACGACCCAGUGCCCACCAUCCGUCCGUGACACUCUUUGACACUAUAGCUGUCGAAGUUGCAGGCUAUGAAACCAAUCCAAGGCGUUCCAAGCGAGGCAGAUUCUCAAACACUACUUACAAAGAAGAAUCCGACGAGGAUGAGAAACCUACGGCCUCUUCUAGCUUAGCUCCCCGCCGUCGACUCUCCGAGCCAUCAACACGGCGUGCGACUGAACGCGGCUCUAAACGUAAAUCCACAAAUUUGAAAAAGACAGAUGGGCGCAGCGAUUUCCUUCGGAAAAUCAAACCAAUACCACAAACAUUAGAUGUUCCCCACCCUGCUCCUUCGCGAUGGCAGGAAACGUAUGAUGCAAUCAAAGAUAUGCGUUCCAGGACCGUCGCGCCCGUCGAUACGAUGGGUUGUGGCCGGGCACAGCUGGGGGAAACUAUUCCAAAGAAUCAGCGAUUCGCAACGCUCGUUUCUUUGAUGCUGUCAUCUCAAACAAAGGACGAAGUAACAUCUGCUGCCGUGGAAAAAUUGCGCGAAGCAGUGGGCGGCAGCUUGAGUGUCGAGGCCGUGCUGAGAGCUGAUGACCAUAUCAUAUCGGAUGCAAUCUGUAAGGUUGGUUUCUGGCGGCGCAAAACACAGUAUAUAAAGCGAACUACACAACGGCUACAUGAUGACUUUGACUCUGAUGUGCCGAAGACAGUCGAUGAGCUGUGUUCACUGCCAGGAGUGGGUCCAAAGAUGGCAUUUCUCGCUCUGCACGUUGCUUGGAAAGUAAAUGCUGGUAUUGGUGUCGACGUACAUGUUCACCGCAUCACUAAUAGAUUAGGAUGGCACGCUCCUCCAACGAAGAAUCCGGAAGAGACACGACUUAACCUUCAGUCAUGGCUACCAACCGAGCUCCGGCCAACAUUCACGGGUCUUUUGGUGGGAUUUGGGCAGCCGGAUACAAUGCCUGUUCUAAAGAGGAGCGCGUCGCCUCUCGAUCCUAUGCAUAUAGUCGCGUCCCAUACUACUGUGCGACGUUCAAAGCGACUGAAAUUAACCACAAAAUGUGAAGACGAGGCAUCAGAUACACUCAUCACAGUAGACGGCUCAAGUAGUGUCAUAAAAAAGGAGGACACUGUGAGCGGGAUAGAUAAGGUGAAAGUGCAUCGUAGGUCAACGAAGCGGACAGGAACAGCAUCACCUCGUAAACAGAAGCCUAUACAGCAAGCAUUGGACGUACCGCAUCCUACUCCUCCUCGGUGGCGCGAGGUGUAUGAUACAAUCAAAGACAUGCGCUCUCGUAAAGUGGCACCGGUGGACACGAUGGGGUGUAACAGGGCGCAGGAUGAGGAGACAGUACCUCAGAAUAGGCGAUUUGCGACUCUAAUAUCUCUCAUGUUAUCGUCUCAAACUAAAGACGAAACCACUUUUGCUGCAGUCACGAAAUUGCGAGAAGUAGUAGGCGGAGCUUUAAGCGUCGAGGCCAUCUUGAAUGCUGACGACAGUGUCAUCUCGGAAGCUAUAUGUAAGGUUGGAUUCUGGAGACGGAAAACGCAGUACAUCAAGCAAACCGCCGAGCAGCUCCGGGACAGGUUUGACUCGGAUGUACCGAAGACAGUGGACGAGCUGUGCUCCUUACCGGGCGUUGGUCCUAAAAUGGCUUUUCUAGCUUUACAAGACGCGUGGAAGUUAAAUGCUGGUAUUGGUGUAGAUGUACAUGUGCAUCGCAUAACCAACAGAUUAGGAUGGCAUAAACCACAGACCAAAACACCAGAAGAGACUCGAUUGAACCUUCAAUCAUGGCUGCCUUUGGAACUUCACCCUGAGAUAAACAGCUUGCUCGUGGGCUUUGGUCAGACGAUUUGCAUGCCCGUUGGCCCCAAGUGUAAUGACUGUUCACUUCGUGAAGGGCUAUGUCCUAGCGCUCGGACUGUGAAGAGCAAAAGCAGGAGCAGAGGGGUCGUCGCUGAGGUUGCCGGCAGUCUAUCCGGACCUAAAGUAGAGAUCGGUAUCGAGCCAGAGGUCAAGAUAGAGCUCUCAGAUACCACCGUACGUCUUGAGGAAAAUACCUCAAGAUCUCAGCUUGAAUGA